This is a messenger RNA of Etheostoma cragini (Arkansas darter), 2134 nucleotides long. Its product is annotated as very low-density lipoprotein receptor-like. Bases 61 to 1986 code for a protein of 641 amino acids. Lineage: Eukaryota; Metazoa; Chordata; Actinopteri; Perciformes; Percidae. The record is from RefSeq and is a predicted model, not a curated record. The transcript is spliced from 13 exons. Gene Ontology annotation, molecular function: calcium ion binding; protein binding.
UAUUGCGUCAUCAUUCCGCGCCACGUGCAAUGCAAAUGUGGAGGACAUCAUCAUUCAAGCAUGGGGAACCUUGGAGGUUUAUUUCUUUUUCUCGCGCCUCUAACCUGGUGUCAUGUUUGGGGUGUUGCAGGUCACUCUCUGCCCGCCUGCCACGAGCAGCUGGAGUUCAGAUGCAGCGAUGGCUUGUGCAUCCCAAAACCGGAGGUGUGUGACGGACACACAGACUGCAAAGACGGAUCAGAUGAACAACACUGUGUUCACCUGUGGUGUAAAAAAGAUGAAUUUGCUUGCCGCAACGGACGGUGCAUAUCUUCACGUUUCCUUUGCAACGGCGUGGACGACUGUGGGGACGGGAGUGACGAGGCCCUCUGCCAGAACUGCACCACCCCUGGCUCCUUCUCUUGCGAGCCGUCUGAAACCUCCAACCCGCAGACGUCUCCCAAGUGUACGUCUUCUGAGUUUCAGUGUGGAGACGGGCAUUGCAUUCGCCAGAACUGGAGGUGUGACAACUCACCAGACUGCUCUGAUGGCAGCGACGAGGAGAACUGUGAUCAGAACGAGUGUGAUGUCAAUAAUGGAGGCUGCUCUCAUCAAUGUGUGGACCAGAAGAUGGGAUUCCACUGUGACUGCCCUGGCAACAUGAAGCUGGUCGGGGACAGCGAAUGUGAGGAGGUCGACACGUGCCUGGAGAACGAUGUGUGUGAUCAGCUGUGUGUUCACAUAAACGGCAGCCUCGCCUGUGACUGUCACGAGGACUACCAGAUGAAUCCAACAACCAGAGAGUGCAAGGCCAAAGGGAAUGAGGCUCAGCUUUUUUUCACCUCUUCUAAGAGAAUGUGUUGGACAAGCAUCGCUGGCACCGACUACAGGGAACUGACUGCACAUUUACAAGGACCAGGCCCAGUGGCCACCUUGGUCUCUAACCAAACACUGUACUGGGCCGAGCAAGGACAAGGCUCCAUAUACAGGAUCUCCAUGGAUGGAAAGCUGCAGGAUUCAGUGUUGGUGCUGAAAGUUCAAGGUUCAGUGUCAGGCCUGGCUGUGGACUGGGUCCACCAUCUCCUCUACUGGACCAGCAUGGAGAGCGGGUCUGUUAACGUUGGCCUGCUAGACGGUUCGGCUCAGCGCCGGCUUAUCACCCGACUGGACAAACCUUCUGCAGUGGCUCUGGAUCCUCUCCAAGGGCUGCUUUUCUGGGCUCAGUCUGGCCGCCCCCCAAAGAUUGAGAGAGCUAGGUUGGACGGCCGGGACAGAAUGGCUCUGGUCACUUCAUUAAUACUCUACCCUGUCGCUCUCUCUCUGGAUAUGCCUCGUCAGCUGCUGUACUGGGUAGACCAGGGAUUGAGAAGCAUCUCCAGAGUAAAUCUAGACGGCCGUGACCGUAAGACAGUGGUAGAGUCUAACGGUUAUUUGGAUCGGCCUUUCGGACUGGCUGUGUUUGAGGGUUUUGUGUAUUGGAGUGAAGAAGUGACACGCUCCAUCUGCCGAGCCAACAAACACAACGGUGGGGACCACCAGGUACUGCUGUCAAACAUCACUUCACCAGGUGGUGUGGUCAUCAUCCAACCUGCUCUCCAACCAAACGGUCCAUCUGUAUGUGGACAUACCGGGACGCUAUGUGAUCACGGGUGCACUGUCGAUCUGCUGUCUGAGAGUCCAGAGUUCAGCUGCACUCCUCCAGAAAAAGGACAAAACACACCUCAAGAAAUUCCUGCCAUUUCUCGCACCUUUCCUACAUCAACUUUAUCUGACCCAACAUCUGCUGGAAUCCUCUCUCUUAUCAUGUUUCUUAGUGUGCUGCUGGUGGGAAUGGCUCUGUGGUGGUGGAGAGAAGAGUUCAGACCAUCCAGGUCUCUCACUGUGCAGAGCAUCUCCCUCAAAGAGUCCCAGGACCCGCUCAUCAUCCAGGGCCCGCACAUGGCUCCAAAGUGUCUUGUGAAGGCAAGAGAAGAAACUCUGUUUAAGCUGGACUUGGACGGUGAAUGAAGACGGUGCAACACAGAUGGCCAGCUGCCUGGUGCUGUCUCAAUCCCCGCAGGGACCUCAAGGCUGACAGACGACAACAAACUUGUCGUCUUGUCUCAACUCCGUGUGCAGUUUAAGAGAAAUAACCCGGUGGUAAAUAUCACAGUUU